Messenger RNA from Pelmatolapia mariae (spotted tilapia), 661 nucleotides. It is a transcript of the gene rpl11, whose product is annotated as ribosomal protein L11. Lineage: Eukaryota; Metazoa; Chordata; Actinopteri; Cichliformes; Cichlidae. The record is from RefSeq and is a predicted model, not a curated record. Gene Ontology annotation, molecular function: structural constituent of ribosome; RNA binding. Gene Ontology annotation, cellular component: ribosome; cytosolic large ribosomal subunit. The transcript has 6 exons. Bases 73 to 609 code for a protein of 178 amino acids. Gene Ontology annotation, biological process: translation.
UCAAGUUUCGGUGAACCCACGACUAUAAAUAUACGUCGCCGGAAACGAAACGCCCUCUUUUAGUGAUCCAACAUGGCGGACCAGGGUGAGAAGAAGGAGAACCCCAUGCGAGAGGUCCGCAUUCGCAAGCUCUGCUUGAACAUUUGCGUCGGAGAGAGCGGAGACAGACUGACCAGAGCUGCCAAGGUGCUGGAGCAGCUCACAGGGCAGACCCCUGUCUUCUCCAAGGCCCGCUACACUGUGAGAUCCUUCGGUAUUCGCAGAAAUGAAAAGAUUGCUGUCCACUGCACCGUCCGUGGAGCCAAAGCAGAGGAGAUCCUGGAGAAGGGACUCAAGGUGCGUGAGUACGAGUUGAGAAAGAACAACUUCUCCGACACCGGAAACUUUGGCUUCGGCAUCCAGGAGCACAUCGAUCUGGGCAUCAAGUACGACCCCAGCAUCGGCAUCUACGGUCUGGACUUCUAUGUGGUUCUGGGCAGACCCGGCUUCAGCAUCGCUGACAAGAAGCGGAAAAGGGGCCGCAUCGGUUUCAAGCACCGCAUCCGCAAAGAGGAGUCCAUGCGCUGGUUCCAGCAGAAAUACGAUGGCAUCAUCCUCCCCGGCAAGUAAAGGACCACCUUUUGAUCUUGUUUGUAACAAAGUAAUAAAAUGGAAAAAAUAA